CGGGGCCUGGCGCUCGCGUCGGGUCCGAGGGCUGGAGUGAAGGCCGGCGGCGGCGGCGGCACAGAGCUACGCUGUGGUCCUAGCUGUGAUGGCUACUACAAUGGCUGCGACGGCGGCUGAGCGGGCAGUUCUGGAGGAAGAGUUCCGAUGGUUGCUACACGACGAGGUUCACGCCGUGCUGCGCCAACUGCAGGACAUUCUCAAGGAAGCCUCUUACCGAUUCACUCUGCCGGGGACAGGAACAGAAGGACCAGCCAAGCAAGAGAACUUCAUCCUAGGCAGCUCCACCACAGACCAGGUGAAAGGUGUGCUGACUCUGCAAGGGGACGCAUUGAGCCAAGCGGAUGUAAAUCUGAAAAUGCCCAGAAAUAACCAGCUAUUACACUUUGCGUUCCGAGAAGACAAGCAGUGGAAACUGCAACAGAUCCAAGAUGCCAGGAAUCAUGUGAGCCAAGCAAUUUAUCUCCUUGCCAACCGGGAUGAGAGCUACCAGUUCAAGACAGGAGCUGAAGUUCUCAAGCUAAUGGACGCAGUUAUGCUGCAGCUAACCCGCGCACGAAAUCGGCUUACCACUCCAGCUACACUCACCCUGCCUGAGAUCGCCUCCAGUGGCCUGACGAGGAUGUUUGCUCCUGCUUUGCCUGCAGACCUUCUAGUGAAUUUUUACAUCAAUCUCAAUAAGCUCUGCCUGACUGUGUACCAGCUACAUGCUCUGCAGCCCAGCUCCACCAAGAACUUCCGCCCCGCGGGGGGUGCUGUACUUCACAGUCCAGGAGCCAUGUUUGAGUGGGGUUCCCAACGACUGGAGGUGAGUCACGUACACAAGGUCGAGUGUGUGGUUCCCUGGCUCAAUGAUGCUCUCGUCUUCUUCACUGUCUCCCUGCAGCUCUGCCAGCAGCUCAAGGACAAGAUCUCAGUCUUCUCCAGCUACUGGAGCUACAGGCCCUUCUGACCAAGAGAAGCCUCUGACCAAUUUUUCCCAAUAAAGGAGAUGCCUAGCCAAUGGAUUUGGUCCCUAAAGAGGCUGAGCCACCUCCCAGGAGUGAGUUCCUGGAGGGUGCAGUAUAGACAAGGUGCAGCAUGCAGCUGGUUCUGCAUGGGCAAAAUGCAUUAUUUAUUGCUCUCCUGUCCCCAAGCUUUGAGAGGCCCUCUCUGCCUGUUAAGAGUUGCAUGAAUGAUAAUGAAUACUAGAGAAGUGGCUCUGAGGCCAGACUAGAAGCUGAAGGGAACUCUUCAGGUAGAGCUGCGUUGGGUGACGAAGGCCAUUGCUCGGGAGCACUGGGCCACCAGAGACUAAGGACACACAUUGUGAAAAUAGAAAUCCAAAGGUUGAGGCUGAACUGAGGCCAGAGGGCCAGCCCUGCAUUCCUAACCCCAGCUUCCUGAGAUAUUAAUGACCUUUGGACCCAAAGGGAAGGCGGAGCACAGGGAGAAAGGCUCCACUUCUGCUCCCUUCUCCUUAACACCAGAGAUUCCCCUGAGAAACUACACCUGUGGGGACAGCACUGCAGGCCGGGACCAUGGUAGGGGAAGAAGGGAGAGUGGGGACAGUGCAUUCAAAGGGCUGGCUGCCUGUGACUGGCAAUGUUGUUCUGCAAAGGUAUCAGUCAUCCACUAAGAAAUAAAGAGUCAAGACCCAA
This is a messenger RNA of Sarcophilus harrisii (Tasmanian devil), 1640 nucleotides long. RefSeq names its product rogdi atypical leucine zipper (gene ROGDI). The transcript is spliced from 11 exons. Lineage: Eukaryota; Metazoa; Chordata; Mammalia; Dasyuromorphia; Dasyuridae. The coding region runs from base 89 to 952 and encodes 287 amino acids. Gene Ontology annotation, cellular component: RAVE complex. The record is from RefSeq and is a predicted model, not a curated record.